AAAUGUCAAUCCCGCAAAGUCUGCCUGCCUUCUCUUAACGUCUUCUCUCUCUCUCUCUCUCUAUUCUACUCACUCCUUCCAUAAUUUUUUGUUCCCUUCACCUCUCCAUUUUCUUGGAAAAGGUUCUUGAAACUAUUUGUAGCAUAAAUGGGUAAGAUCCGACCCGGAAUGGAUCCAAAAUCGGCAUUGGUCUCAGAUAUUCUAUCCCUAUCGAGAUCACCAAUCUCCUGCAUUCACAUCAAUCGCAUCUCCGGUUCGUGUUUCAUCGACUGGUAUCUCAUUCUCGGUAUCCAAGAAGAUGCAGAGGUCAAGGUCAUACGUAAACGAUAUCACAAAUUAGCUUUGAAGGUUCAUCCUGAUAAAAACAAUCACCCAAAAGCAGAUAUUGCUUUUAAGCUCAUCCACGAGGCUUACUUAUGUCUUUCAGACGAAACAAAAAGAAGAUGCUUCAACACGGACCGACGAAAGAACAUUUGUCUAAAAUGCAGCAGCCGAGUCUCGCACAAAACCAAAGAGAACCGCAACGAUUCUAAACCGAACCGGUUCUGUCAAACCCUCAGGGACAUUAGGGACAAGUUCAGGGAAGAGAACAAGGUGAUAGAGAGAUGUCUUAAAACCAAUAGUUCAAGAUUCAGGGGGAACAUAACCGAGGAAAUCCCUGUUUAUGGUAGUAUACCAAACCGAAACCGGUUAAAUAAAGAGUCGCCUGUUUUUAAUCCAUCAGAUUACAGGUUAUGGGGUUAUCCACAUGUGAGAAAUCGGGUGUUGGACAACAACUUGUCGGAUUGGGGCAUGUUUAUGAGAAGCAGAUCCACUUGUGUUCACUCAUCGUGAUAAUGUAGCUUUCUUUCUAUUCUUUUAUUAUACAUUUUUAGCUCAAAUAAGUGAGAAAAUAUCUAUUGAAUUUGGUAGCUUCAUUGUAUUCUUUCAUUAUUCAAAUCUUUCGACUACAAAAUCA
Messenger RNA from Camelina sativa (false flax), 958 nucleotides. RefSeq lists its product as uncharacterized. The record is from RefSeq and is a predicted model, not a curated record. NCBI's taxonomy places the organism in Eukaryota, Viridiplantae, Streptophyta, Magnoliopsida, Brassicales, Brassicaceae.